Rhopilema esculentum is the source of this 3275-nucleotide messenger RNA. RefSeq names its product sulfotransferase 1E1-like. The record is from RefSeq and is a predicted model, not a curated record. Lineage: Eukaryota; Metazoa; Cnidaria; Scyphozoa; Rhizostomeae; Rhizostomatidae. Gene Ontology annotation, molecular function: sulfotransferase activity.
UUUUGGUUAUAUUUUUGUUAUAAAUAUGUUUUUCUGUUGAUAGAGUUUUGAAACUUUAUAACAUAACAGAACAGUACAAAACAUCCAUGAUUCGUAGCGCAAGUUCCUUGGUCCAGAUUAAACUGGUUGAACAAGAGCGAUUAUGUUACAGCCAAUCAGCUUUUUGCUCUCAAAUGGUGUUAAAGCCAAUCAGAGCUUAUAAAAGACCCCUGAAUCUAGCGACAAUAACGACAAUGGCGGCCAAACAGCCACCAAGCUGCUUUAAAAAGUGCACGCUUUUCCAAAUAUAAGGAAAAAGCGCCCUCUGAGAAUCUACAGAAUCGUGGGCCAGCUCAGGUUCUGCAGAUUAUGAGGUACUCUUUCAACGAUGAUGAGUACAUGGUAAUUCGAACAGCCCUCGCAACGAUUGUAGCAGCUAAGCCGCAUUCUGCAGACGUUGAACGUUUGAUCAGCACAUGCAAGAAAAUAAAAACAAAUGACUGUGCCUUCCUGUCUCCGCAAAGCAUGUUCAAUUAUCUGUAUGUGUCUCAAAACAUGCCAAGCGUAUCAGAAUUUGACCCUACUUCAACUGCUUUGUUUUGGAUAAACAAAAAGCAACAACGGGAACAUUAGGUAUCGAAAGCAAAGGAGCAAGAAUGGUUCCUUAAAGUAUUUCCGGAAGCAGUUGAUGCCUACAAAGAGAGAAGGAUCAGAAAAAAUGAAAAAGCAAACCUGAUGUCGAUUUCUGAAACCUGAAAUAAUUGAAACGGAUCAGCUUACUCUAAGGCCCCCAAUAAAUGGAUUCCCCCCAUUAUUAGUUUCUCGAAAAUCUUAAGUUUUACUUUUCGAUGUUCAAUUCUAUUUCUAUUAAAAUUGAACGGAUAGUUAUGUCUUGACAGUAUUAAUUUGGAACUGUCUAGCUGUUUGUGAAAAAUAAGGACAAACGGGAUCGUUUAUUGGAAACAAAAGUUCUUUCUAGAUUUUGAAACGACACGGGCUCCCUAAGAGCAAAAGUAUUGUUCCAUUUCGAACCUUGAAAUCUUGCUGUUCAAUAUGAGCCUUCGCUAACAAAAGAGUGUCUACGUGAAGUAUUUGCAGAAUUAUCAGACACCGUAGGUCUCAGGUGAGAUUCCUUUCAUUAUGCUCAGUACAAGACGUUCCAAUGGCGAGUACGGUUCUAGGUGUAAUCGACGGCAGCAUCAGUAAAUAGCGCUGUGAUUUCUAUGGUUGUGAUAAACAACUAUGGCAGCGAUUGAGAUAGUGCCUCUCUCUGAAGAAGAUACAGAAAAGCUAAAGAAGGUUUACCCAAACCCGUUUGUCAAAUUGGGGCUGAGGUUCAUUCGAGUGAAGCCGAGCAAUUGUGUGCUCCCUUCUGCUUAUGAGAAGUACAAAAACCAAUUCAAGAACUGGGAUGUGCGGAAAGACGAUGUCUACGUGUUAACGUUUGCCAAAAACGGCACAACUUGGUCACAGGAGCUCGUUUGGUGCCUUCAGAACAACUGUGACAUUGAAAAGGCAACAGGUAGUCUCUUACAUGAACGUGUGCCAUUUUUAGACAUGGCGGUUCUUUCUGACCACGUGAAGCAUUUGGCAUCAGUCAAGACGGUAGAUCCUUUAAUUCUGGCUGAAAACAUGGAUUCACCAAGGGUUUUAAAAUCCCACCUCCCAUUUUGCCAUUAUCCAGAUGACAUGCUUGACAAAUGCAAGGUUGUCACAUGCUUGCGAAAUCCAAAGGAUACUGUUGUUUCCUUUUACUUCCACGAAAAAUUGAUAAAACUUCAUGACUACGAUGGAAGUUUUGAAACAUACUUUGAUCUCUUCAUGGAAGACCUCAUACUUUACACACCGUAUUUCGAGUUUGUGGCUGAAGCAUGGAGGAGAAGAGAUCACCCGAAUCUUUGUAUCUUGUUUUUCGAAGAUAUGAAAGAGGAUUUGGCCAGCUGUGUCAGAAAGGUGGCUAAGUUUCUCGGGAAAGACGUCACAGAGCAACAAGUUCAGAUUCUAGUUGACCACUUGAGCUUCAAAAAGAUGAGAAGAAAUAGCUCUGUGAACCUGGAAAGAUUUCAGGAUGGGAAGAUCUUGGAUAAAGAAGGGAGCUUUCUUCGGAAGGGAGAAGUAGGGGAUUGGAAAAAUUAUUUCACUGAUGCGAUGAACAAGCGAAUGGAAGAGGCAACUGAGAAAUAUCUAAAGCCGAUUGGACUUGAGUUCAGAUACGAGUAGUCAAAUUUUUCAGGAUAAACUUAUACAAAUAUCAUAAACACUGGAUUCUUUUGUUUUAUGUUUUGUUUUUCUUUGUCUUCGACAGCAUGGGAAACCACAAGGGAUUGCCUGCCUUUUCAAUUUUGUCCACUGAGAGAAACGGUUUACAAUACUGUUAUCCCAAGGGACCAUGCCAUGCACCAUGCCGUGCACCAUGCCAUGCACCAUGCCAUGUCAGGCAACCGCAGCAUAGGUUCCAAAUCUUUGAUUGGCUGAGCGACCUAAAAUUCUGCAUACCCCAUUAGCCAAUCAGAAUUCAAGAAAAUGACAAUAAACUUACCUCGCAGCUAAAUUUAGGCCUAUUUUGGACGUUUUUACCACUACCCACAAAAAUAAUAGUGUAAAAUGUGCUAACAUAAAUUUUCUUUAAAAAAUUGAGUCUUUGAUGAAUUUACGAAGAAACUGCCGUUGUACUCAGCAAAAAGUUUUCCGCCAUCGUUAGUUACAAAGGCUUGAAACUGUCUCUUUCAAAUCUUUAUAAUCAUUAGGGUGGAGGGAGAACAGAGAAAUGACAGUUUUUUAACCUUAAAGUUGUUUUAUCAACGUAAUUAACAAAUAUGAACUUACCUUCACAAGCCAAUGUUACAAUCUUUUCUUGUCGUCAUUGAUGUUUGUGUUAACGACGAAAUAAAUCACUAAUUUCCACUGAGAGAAAAUGCAGUCCACCUUUCUCUUAAUUGUACAAUUUCCUUUGCGCUCAGGUACUUUGAAUAUUCAUUUUAAAGACUUGGAGACUGAUGGGAAGCUCAUAUCCACUGAUGUUCACUGCUACGGCCUUGUAAAAGCUGACGCAAUUCGUCAAGGAUGAAAAGGGCGGGAAAAUGAAAUAUGCAUCAUUCUCGAAAAUUUACUUUGCUGCAACUAAGGCUUUUAAAGAUCCGAUAAAAACGAAGCGUGUCAAAGGCUGACAAAUCCCAAUAUCGAUGGCUGGGCCAAGAAACAUGAAGUUCUUCCCAGAUAAAUUUCAUUCUCUUUUAAUCUAAGGCCCAUGGGAGAGGGGCAUUUGCGAAAUAUUUGUACAGGAGUGUCAGAUCACA